AUGGGCAUUGAUGAGCAACACUACAAGCGUCAUCACGACAUUGCCGAGCGCUUACGAGCCGUCUAUGAGAGUUGUGGCGAGAUCGACUGGAACAUCGUGCCGGACGAAUCUGAGCUAGACGAACGUGGAAGAGCGAGAGAUCUCGGCGAUGAGGACACUCCAUCCUCAAAGCGUGAGCGGAAGGAUGCAAAGCGUCUAGCAAGAGCGGCUAGUAGAUCUAGAGUCAUUACGCAGGAGGAGAUUAGAUACAUCGACUCUGUUGUACAUUCAGCUGAGGGCAUAACGAGCAACGACGCCGACGGGCCGCGGAAUCCGGAAGAGAUCGAGGAGAUUGAGCGACAGCUUCGUGUAGGUGCCGAGUCUGUUGUUUUGGUAUCUACUCUGUCCAAAUUACUGACUACUCCACAGUACCACGCCCAUGUAUACAGCACGAAAGUCGGCCGCAAGGGAAUCAGAAAGCUCGCCGAGGCACCUGUCGAGUCUCUAAACGUUGACUUCGAAGCCGAAAUGGACCGCAUCUUGGAAACCUUCCGUAUCAACGAGCUACUCAGGCGUAACACCAAAACGAAGGGUCUACAAGGGAAAGAACUCAAGAUGUUCCAAGGCCUCGUCGACACGUUCAAGCACGCCAUCCUGGAGGACAUCGUUCUGGUCAAGAAAGACAAUGCCGAAGUGCGAAUGCGACGAGCAGGCUAUCUCCGAUACACUAGUAAGACCGCGUACGGUAUUGUAGAAGAGAGGUAUACUGGAAAGGACUGGAAAACUGGAGAGAAGUUUGCGUCUAGUCUGAGUGAUUUUAGUGGCGGUAUCACCCCCACGGAUGAGACUGCUCCACUGGUCAGUGAUCAGGACGAUGACCAGUCGCCGCCGCGGUCUAGUACCCUUGACAUCUCCGACCGAAGGCAUCUUGAGAGCAACCACAAGCGCGUGAACGGCGACGAUGGACUCUACCAUGCAGAUAUCGAGCCCUAUCAUACUCCGCUAUUACCUUUGCCGCCCGCCCCAACCUUGAACAGACAGUCGGCUGCGGUUCUGGUGAUCAACGUCAAGGCUCCAGAGCGGGGGCCGACUACAGUGCCUGGCAGGAUCAAGAAGUCACAACAAGCUCCUGAUGGAUGGCAAGUCGUCACAAAUGGAGUGACGCCAACAAAAUCGGUAGCAAAGACGCGCGCUUGGGGUAACAUUCCAAGUAAGCCUCCGGCUCGUGCUCCUCGGCCUGGACCGACUCCAUGGCUUUCCGAUUCGCGCGACUUCCCAAACCUCUCAGCCUCGCGGAGCUCUUCAAAUGAGCCUUAUAGCCCAGCUCCAGCAGUGAAGCCUCCGAAGGCUUGGGGUAUGUCAGUACCCGAGAGUUUUACGACCGGGACAGAAGACUCUGCCAACGGCCAUCCCGCAAUCUCGCAGAGGAAGAAGGCUAAGAAGGCACGAGAGGCGAAGCGCAAGGCAAAGAAGCAGUCUAUACCGGAGGCAGCUAUCAGUCUUCCUGAUCUCCGAAACGAAGCCACUGAAGACGUCUAUGACGUGGGUGACGUCUUAGCACAAUCUGCUUCCAUGCUACCUGAGACUAUACUCUACAACAAGGACCACGAUAGUUCUCAAGAUGUGCUACCGUACAAGGAGAGCGCCAAUGAUCACGAUGCUUCCACCGAGGUAGUAUCAGAGCCAAUCUCCACGGACACGACAUUCGCUCAGGGAGUGUCUCCAGUACCUCUGCCUGAACCUGUACUACCUAUCACAAAACACGGCAAGCACAUGCACUGGAUUAGCACGGGACCUUUCAACCGCCUCCGUGGAGAGAAACUACUAUCACUGUACGAGAAGGAUCAUCGGACCAAGGGCCGCUUGAUGCUAGUAGACGAUGACCUGAUCAGCUAUCUCAUGGAAGACCCUACUAGUCGAGCGCGCAAUCGCAGCCCAGAUGGCGUACCUGACCGUUUGCAGAAGGAGUACGACAACGUUAAGAAUGGCUUCAAUCCUGGAGCACUAAUGGCUCAAGAGCUUCGAUUCGAGCGACUUUAUGCAAAGAACGGAUUGAACAAAGAGGAGCUCACUCAGGUCAUGUUACAGGAUAUCCAGCACAACGAACUCGAGCGUUCAGGUACGGAGCGCAUUUGCUACUGUCGUGCUACCGCACCAAAGGGCGGAUUACUCGCGAAGGACACUGUCGUUUGCUCACAUCGCGACUGUACUACUACGUACUUUCACAAGUCAUGUGUAAAGAAGCUCGGUGUGGAGAAGGUGUCGCGCUGGUACUGCACAUCAUGUGAACAGCAGAUGAAGAUACUCGCAUGUCAGACGCUACGUGGACUAGGCUAUACUGAUUACCCCACGGAGCAUCUUUGCAGCUCUUCAUAUGGGCUGAACGCGGAAGAUUUCGAAGGAAUGUUUGACGAGAAGUUUAGGCAGAUGAUGAGCUCACCCGACAUGGACUACCUGACACUGCUACCUCCCGAGAUUAGAGAUAAGGUUAAAGAACUUGGUGGGCUGCCUUCCAUGCCUGCACAGUUACAGAAGCAACUGAAAGAGAAGAUUAGGGCUCUUGGCGUCCAGUUAGCGGGAGCCGACCUUGACUUCCCGAUAUCUGGUGAGAUGCGACGCGGGCUUUGA
Alternaria metachromatica is the source of this 2607-nucleotide messenger RNA. RefSeq lists its product as uncharacterized. The transcript has 3 exons. The record is from RefSeq and is a predicted model, not a curated record. NCBI's taxonomy places the organism in Eukaryota, Fungi, Ascomycota, Dothideomycetes, Pleosporales, Pleosporaceae. The coding region runs from base 1 to 2607 and encodes 868 amino acids.